GAGCAGUUGGGGGCCAUUUACUUCUGCCACCUUGCAAAUUUUGGGGGACCAGUUGGGGGCCAUUUAAGCACCCAGUCCCCUUGUUCAAUCGAGGGGCCUUUUUUCAGGGGCGGGAUCCAUGCAAGAGGAGUUGUCCUACGUCUGCCUUACAGGUUGGGCACGGAGGCCAGUACCUCAACGUACGGCCUCUCGAAACCCAAAUGCCUUUUCAGCAGUUCACCUCUUCGCCCGAGGACUCUCCACGCACGGUUGGGACAGUUUCCCAGUUCUCCUCUCAUCAGGGCGGUUCCGGAAGAGUCCGAAAAGCGGAUGGAGCAGGAGGAGAAGCAGUAGCAGUUGGUCUGAAGACUCUGAACAGCGUAAACCCGGAUGGAACGAACCGUCAGAAAAACGAGACCACAACCGGCGGCACUGAGCGGACAGAUGCUGAAGCUGGUCCAGGACGUUUACCAGGGACAGGACCAGAAGCAGGACCAGGAACAGUGGCUGAAGCUGGACCAGGACCAGAAGCUGGACCAGAAGCAAGAAAAGCAACGGUGGCUGGAACUGGAGUGGGAGCAGAAACGGAAUCAGGAACAGUGGCAGGUACAAUAGGAGGAGCAGAAGAAGGACCUGGUCCAGUGGCAGGAACUGGACCAGAAGAAGGACGAGGUCCAGAAUCAGGAACUGGACGACGAGGAGAAGCAGGACCAGGAACAGUUGCAGGACCAGGACGAACAGUGUGGGGCUGCAAAGCCUGCAAUCAGACGGACAGUCUGACGGACAUUCUGAAGGCCGGAGACGUACUCUCUGAGGAGGGAGGACAUCUGACAGCAAUCCAAGACGGACAAAAACACGCUCCAGGAACAGGACUAGUUCCUGUUCCUGGUCCUGGUCCUCGACAAGGUUCGGUCGCAGGUUCGUCAGCGGGAACAGAGACAGGAACAGGCACAACAGAGAGUUCGGGAACGGAGUCGAAGUCAACGGAUAAAACAGAUGUCGCGAUCCCGGUGAGGCGACGACUGCAGAAGCAGUCGAAGGCGCCGGCGGAAGACUCCCCCUUUGCUGCGUUGGACCCAUCCUUGUCUACCUCCUUCACGCUCCCCUCUACCACCACCUCCUCCUCCUUGACCCCCUCUCGCACCGGCUCUUCCACCCCCUCCUCGUUGGGAUCGGGGACCGUCUCCAGUCUUCUUGCUACUUCAUCCAGCAGCACCACCGCCCCUAGUGAGCUCGACGAAGCCCUUGCCUCUCCCGCUUUGCAAGCUCGGUGCAACGGGAUCAUGGCGGAGUACUUCGUCAAUAGCUUCAAGGAGUCCAGCAGGCCCGGUCUCUACGUCUUCGAGGUACUCUUUCUUGUCCGCAAUGGAGGCACACGAGUGUUGAAAGACUGGUCUGUGACCUUCGGCUACGUUCAUAACGAGUUCAUCACCAAUGUCACCAACCUAAGGCUCCCUAGGGACACUAGUCUGCCCGUUGCCGGACUUGGGCUGCAGCUUCAUUCGCCCGUUUACCGACCGAACCUCGAGCCGUUGACGUCAGCUUUCGAUCGCACAAAAGAGUUCUCGGGUCAUCUGGCAAACAUCGAAGGCACAGAGCUGGGCGUCCCUAGCCGUAGGAUCCCUCAUUUCCCUUCCAUGAUCAAUCUGACGGCGGCCGAUGGAGGGGUAUCAUGUGACCCUUCGGAUCUCGAGCAGCCGGCGCCAUACAUGGUCAGAAUCUGUUGUCGUCAACGACCACCCCAGGUCCUUGUUGCCCCCCAACCUGAGGCUGACGGAUCGUCGCCCAGGGAGCAGAACUACUCUCUCUAUUCUGGCAUUCUCAUUCGCUGGGACGUCGUCCGCUCCAGACUAACGGAUUACGACGUCCGCAUCCGGAUCGAGAAUCAGCAGAAGUACGUGGUCAUUCCCAGCGAGCCGGGGUGGCGGUUGUCGUUUGCAUGGGAGCAAGGGGAGUUCCUAUGGUCUUGUGACGACUGUGAAACCACCUUGAGGGCUGAUUGCACCCGUACGCCUGCAGCUAGCGACUUCAAGAACCUGACUGGGGCCUAUUCUUGCGAUCCUAGGCCUGUUUUUCUGGAUAAGACGAAGAAGAACGGAUCGCUUGCAGCCCCGGCUUUGGAUGCUAAAAAUAGCAUCGCCGAGAUUGGCUUCAAGGCUGGCAAACCACGCGCGUAUUGGGAUGUCAACGCGUUGACUCUGCCGUCGGAUUUCGCCAUCGGACUGCAGGGAUACGACUGCAGCACUCCUCAGCGAAUUGCAGAGCCCACACUUUUUCCCGCGUUUAACUGGAGCCGGCAGGCGGUGCAGGCGAUAGCGACGUGGACCAUCUCGUGUGGGCCCAGACCUGAGGUCCUGGCAAGAAAGAGGUGCUGCACGUCCAUUUCCGCCUUCUACAGUCAACGCAAGGACGCGUCUCCGUGCACCACAUGUGUGUGCGGCUGCGCUGCGUCGGAGCAGAACUCGCAGUGCAUCGUCGGGACCCCGGCACGCCCCACUCCUGCCUCGCUCUUAUUGCUCGGAGCAAAGCAAAAGGAGGAGGAGGAGGAGGAGGAGGAGGUGAGAGUGGGAAGACAAGCUAACGUGCAAGACCUCAAGUCGACCGGAGGAGGAAGAGGGAAAGGAGCAGUCAUGGUCCCCGGCAGAUGUGGCUCGGGGUGCGGUGUGACUGUGCACUUGCAUAUUCAGCAGGCUGAUGAGAACGGAUGGACACUGCAGGUCGCCAUAGCCAAUGCUCGCGAAGUUCGUAUCCCCGACUGGUACUUGGUCUUGGAGUAUGCUCCUGGCGUCGCCUCAAUGCUAUCUUUCGCAGAUACGGUGAACUGGACCUCUACGGAGUCUAACAAGGACUUAGUUUUUUUGGGCUUCGAACUCUUCAACGAUGUCAUCUUGGAGCAGAACCUGACAGAGCCCGGUAAUGUUCAAUGGCGGGCAUACUUCAACAAGACGGCUCGUCCUUCUUCUUCUUCUUCUUCUUCUUCUUCUGCUGCUUCUGCUGCUGCUUCUGUUGGGCUCACGGUUCUUGAUUCUCGAAGUGGACUAUACACAGUUCUGCCUGGGGCGUUUCCCAAGAGUGUACUUUUCAUGGGGGAGGAGUGUGUUAUGCCUGAGGCUUUUCCACGCAUGUCUGCAGCCGCCCCCUCUCGAUCAUCACCCUUGUUCUUCUUUAAGUUUGUUACCUCGGCCUUCUUCGAGAUAAGGUUGCGAAUCCUUAGCGCAUGGUCAUGGUUGACGUCAACCAUGAACAGAAGGAUCGUGAUGGACCAUUGAUGUAAGUGACCAUCAUCAUGCCCUUGGGCCAUGGGCCAUGGCUAUGGUGGCUAUGGUGGCUAUGGUGGCUAUGGUGGCUAGGCAACCCUACCAGUAC
Chara braunii is the source of this 3345-nucleotide messenger RNA. Lineage: Eukaryota; Viridiplantae; Streptophyta; Charophyceae; Charales; Characeae. The record is from the annotation of a GenBank genome assembly.